Messenger RNA from Anolis carolinensis (green anole), 12249 nucleotides. Its product is annotated as zinc finger protein 420. Bases 315 to 1844 code for a protein of 509 amino acids. The transcript has 2 exons. Lineage: Eukaryota; Metazoa; Chordata; Lepidosauria; Squamata; Anolidae. Gene Ontology annotation, biological process: regulation of transcription by RNA polymerase II. Gene Ontology annotation, molecular function: DNA-binding transcription factor activity, RNA polymerase II-specific; RNA polymerase II cis-regulatory region sequence-specific DNA binding. The record is from RefSeq and is a predicted model, not a curated record.
AGGCGGAGAAGCGGCGCCCGCCCGAAGCGGAGACCGAGGGGUUCCUCCCUGGGUUCCUGCCGGGGCGAGGCUGCCGCCGCUGCUGCUGCUGCCGCCGCCUUUGAGGGCCCCUCGGCCGACUUCUUGUCCACAGCUGCAUGGGCAGUAAGGACUCUUUGGCGUGAACUCUUGGAUGCAGUAAGGAAACAAAUAAUAUAGGAAGAGGAAAUUUUCUCAAGGUGAUGAUCUGAAUUCUUGACUUCAUUUACAGACAAUAAAGGAAAAAAGAAGAGUCAAGUAUCUUUAUUAAAUUAAACACCCAUAUCACUGUUGACAUGGAGGAGAAAGCAUCUGAAUGCCUGGAUGGUGGAAGGAGUUUGACUAGGAGGGAUCAUCUGCAGCAACAUGAAAGAACUCACACGGAGGAGAAACACUAUGAAUGCCUGGAGUGUGGGAAAAGCUUCACUCAUAGUUCUAAUCUACGUAGACAUCAAAAGACUCACAAUGGGGACAAACCCUAUAAAUGCAUGGAGUGUGGACAGAGCUUCACUCAUAGUUCAGGUCUAUGUUCACAUCAAAGGACUCACACUGGGGAGAAACCUUAUGUAUGUCUGGAGUGUGGAAAGAGCUACACUGGAAAGUCAAGUCUAUAUAAACAUCAGAGGACUCACAUUGGGGACAAACCCUAUAAAUGCAUGGAGUGUGGUCAGAGCUUUACUCAGAGUUCAGGUCUAUGUGUACAUCAAAAGAUUCACACUGGGGAAAAACCCUAUAAAUGCCUGAAGUGUGGAAAGAGAUUUACUGGGAGUGGAAGUCUACGUUCACAUCAAAGGACUCAUACUGGGGAGAAACCCUAUAAAUGCAUGGAGUGUGGAAAGAGAUUCACUGGGAGUGGAGGUCUACAUUCACAUCAAAGGAUUCAUACUGGGGAGAAACCAUAUAAAUGCCUGGAAUGUGGACAGAGCUUCGCUCGUAGUACAAGUUUACGUUCACAUCAAAUAACUCACACUGGGGAGAAACCCUAUAAAUGCCCGGAAUGUGGACAGUGUUUCGCUCGUAAUACAAAUCUACGUUCACAUCAAAGGACUCAUACUGGGGAGAAACCCUAUAAAUGCCUGGAAUGUGGACGGAGCUACAGUCAUCUGACAGGUCUACGAUCACAUAUAAGGACACAUACUGGAGAGAAACCUUAUAAAUGCCUGGAAUGUGGACAGUGUUUCACUGAUAGUUCAAGCCUACGAUCGCAUCAAAGGACUCAUACUGGGGAGAGAUCCUAUCCAUGCCUUGAGUGUGGACAGAGCUUUGCUGAUAGUUCAGGUCUACACAGACAUCAAAGGAUUCAUACUGGGGAGAAACCUUAUAAAUGCCUGGAAUGUGGAAAGAGCUUCACUCGGAGGGAAAGUCUUCGUGCACAUCAAAGAAUUCAUACUGGGGAGAAACCUUAUAAAUGCCUGGAAUGUGGACAAAGCUUCGCUUAUAAUUCAGGUCUAUAUUCACAUAAAAAGACUCACACUGGGAAGAAAUCCUAUACAUGUCUGGAAUGUGGACAGACCUUCGCUCAUAGUUCAGGCCUACAUUCACAUAAAAGGACUCACACGGGGGAGAAACCCUAUAAAUGCCAUGAAUGUGGACAGAGCUUUGCUCGUAGUACACAUCUACGUUCACAUCAAAGGACUCACAUUGGGGAGAAACCUUAUAAAUGCCUGGAAUGUGGACACAGCUUCACUCAGAGUGGAAGUCUACAUUCACAUCAAAGGACUCACACGGGGGAGAAACCCUAUAAAUGCCUGGAGUGUGGACAGCGCUUCACUCAGAUUGGAGGUCUACAUUCACAUCAAAGAACUCACUGGAGAGAAACCCUAUAAAUGCCUUGAGUGAGGACAGAGCUUCACUCAUAGUUCAGGUCUACAUAAACAUCAAAGGACUCAUACUGGGGAGAAAUAAUAAUCUAAUAAUAUUUUAUUUUUCUAUCCUGCCACCAUAAUAAAAACGAACAUCACCAUCCAUGGAUGAAAUUAGGACAGUCAAGCCAAAAAGUGUGUAGUUUUAAGACCAUCAAUCAAGUGCCUGGACAAGUGUCGAAGCAUUACCUGAAAUAGUUUGGGGUAGGAUAGGUAGGAGGGAAAAUAAAGUGCGAGGAGACAGUAUCUCAAUGAAAGGGGUCUAUCAUGUUAUUGGUUGUUCAAAUGCACACUUUCAUCUGUUUAAUAAAGGCAGACAAGGUUGGAACCAGUCUAAUCUCCCUAGGGAGGGAAUUCCAGAGCUGAGGGGCCACCACAGAGAAGGCCCUCUCCCUCGUUCCAACAAGCCAAGCCUGUGAUAGUGAGGAGGAGAGGAGAGCCUCUCCAGAAGAUCGAAGAGAUCAUGCAGGCUCAUAGGGGGAAAGGCGGUCAUGAAGGUAGACGGGUCCCGAACCGUUCAACGCUUUGUAGGUGAUUACCUGUAUUUUGAAUUGGGACUGGAAAGUGAAUGGCAGCCAAUUGAGCAUCUUAAACAGGGGAGUUGACUGCUUCCUGUAAGUUGCUCCAGUUAGCAGUCUGGACAGAACUUCACUCAUAGUUCAGGUCUACAUAAACAUCAAAGGACUCAUACUGGGGAGAUACCCUAGAAAUGCUUGGAAUUUGGAAAGAACUUCACUCAUACAUCUGUGGACUACAGGUGACACACUUGUGUGUCAUGGCACAGAGUUUUGAAGGCUCUGUUCUAAGACAAACAAAGGCCAAGCUUGUAAAUGCUGAAAAAUGGGAGCACAACGUUGAGAUACUUCUAUCAUAUUGUGGUUCCUUUGCAAAAAAGUCCGGAAAUAUUGGACUCCAAUGCAUAUGAUGCCAAAUGAAAAUGGUUAAGGUUACAUUUACAAUGAGCCUGGAGUUUUGUUUCAUAGGAAUGCUGGACAAUAAUCUAGAAACAAAAAUUGGGAAAUGCCUAGAAUAUACAAUAACUGCAGCAAGCAUCGUUUAGCCUCAGAAAUGGGAGGACAUUGUUAUCCCACCUAAGGAGAUUGACUGAUGAAGAUCCGUGAAUUAUCAGAGAUGGACAAAGUGACUCUGCCGAUUAAAGAUAAAUCUUUGAUCAAUUUCAAGAAAGAUUGGGACUUCUUUAUCACUUUUUCAAGACAACGGGCAAAUAACAGUUGUUGAAUUUAUGAAUUAGAAGAGCGUUGCUAAAAGCAGAAGUGUAUUUACAUAGGAUUAAGGGGAGUUGAAUAAUAAGGGAUACAAUCAACUCGGUGUAAAGUUCUUAGAAAUAGACCCAGGUCUGUUUGUUCAUUUGUUAGUGUACUUUGUGUAUCCAUAUAGGAGUGUUUCAUUGGUGUGUUUUUUCUGAUACAUUUUGUAGUUGUGGCAGCCACACAAUGAGCUGAAUAGUUUUAGCAUUAGAUGUUCUAAACUUACUAUGUUUCUCGUUUUCUUAAUAAACAUGUUUACGAAAAGAUGAUUUAGAAGGAUUGAAAUAUCAUACUGGAAAGGCAGAUAGAGCUGGGUUUAAUAUAUCAUCUAAGGUCCUUUUGGAUAUCCUUUUUCCACCUAUUGUGUUGGUCACAUCACUCUGGGUUUGAUUUUAAUGUUUCAGUUGUUAAAUAUAUACUGUGUUUUGAUCGUCUAUUGCUUUUUUGGGAAUGACUUUAGUUUUCAUUACCACACAUCUGACUCCAGCAUUUCAAGUCAGCCGUCCCUCCAUGUUUGCAGGUGUCAUUUACAAGAUAAAUGGUGAUAAUUUUAUUUUGUUCCUGCCUCUCCUUGUGGCUCUAGGCAGGUUACAACAGCUAAAUACAUAUAAUCAUCUAAAACUUUCUUUAAAAUAUACAUAUUAAAACAUAUUUCUAUAAAAUGCAUAUACAAAUACAUUGAACAAAGAUUAAAACACAAGUCGUGACUUUUGAAAUUCAUGAUAAAAACUGACUAGAUAGGAUGAUUCACUAAAUUUGCCAUCCAUCAUAAAAUGGAAAUGGUUUGGAGCUUUGCAGCCUUUUCUGAAGAAAAACACAGCUUCAAAAAAGCAAAAUGUAACGGAAGUGUAUUUAGAAUUUUGCCUGUGCUAAAAUCGAGUCAACAGGAUGAAGAAGGUUUGGAGACAUCAUAGAGAUCUUUGCACUUUUCCACUUUCAUAGGCUCCUGAGGCCGUAAACCACACAAAUGUGGAGCUCUGACUGUGGUCGUGAAAUGUAAUAUCACACCACUUCCACAAAAGAGCCCUGUGAGACCCACCAGGUGUGCGCCAAUCAAGCUUUCAAAGCUCCAUUGGCAUCUUCAUCGGCAAACAGCUUUAGAAAUCUUACAGCCAAGGGUAGGGGAUAUGCUGCUUUGAAAGGACCCAGAUCUACAGUUUGUCAAGACGUUGGCGUUGUUACUGUCAAUUAAGAGAUUGUUUGGUGCCAUUUGGACUCCGAGAUACAGUCCUAAAAUCCAGGCCAUAAAAAGUAACUUCCCCGAGAGCCAGGCUGCCUCUGCUCUGGAUGAGUUUGUGGCUGUGAGCUUGCUAUUUGUCACAACACAGCACCGACGCAAAACAGUUCUGCUUUGAAUGCGAUUUCCUGCUUCUUGGCAGGGGUUGGACUGGAUGGCCCAUGAGGUCUCUUCCAACUCUACUAUUCUAUGAUUCUAUAGAUUUGCCAAUAAAUUAAACCAAUAGCUUUGCUGUAGUCUCCCUCUGAAGCCGAGAGACUGUGCCUAUCCCUAGGCCAGCUGGGCUUUCCAAGGCCAAGUGGGGAUCCAAGGCCAAGUGGGGGGGGGGGGGUGCUUUGAAUGCAAUUUCCUGCUUCUUAGCGGGGGGUUGGACUGGAUGGCCCAUGAGGUCUCUUCCAACUCUACUAUUCUAUGAUUCUGUGAUCCGUUCCCUGGCUUCCAGAGUCAAGGUCCAAUGCCAAAACCACAGCGGAGUAAUGACCGUUCUUGUGUUCUUUCAACUCAUACUUGAUUUAUGAUUGGUCACAGCGUUUUCUGAGAGAGUGACUUUGCCACAGACCCCUUCUUGAUUUUCAUGGCUGAGACCUGGUCUCAGGAGCCUCCGGUGGCCUAGGGGAUAAAAGCCUCGUGACUUGAAGGUUGGGUUGCUGACCUGAAGGCUGCCAGGUUCGAAUCCCGCCCGGGGAGAGCGCGGAUGAGCUCCCUCUAUCAGCUCCAGCUCCAUGCGGGGACAUGAGAGAAGCCUCCCACAAGGAUGGUAAAAACAUUCGGGUGUCCCCUGGGCAACGUCCUUCCAGACGGCCAAUUCUCUCACUCCAGGAGCAACUCAGGUUGCUCCUGACACACACAAAAAAAACCCUGGUCUCGAGUCCAACAUCCAAAAUUCUAGAAGAUAAUGUUUAACAUUAACCUCCUCCUUUGUGCUGGAACAUAUCUGGGGCCUUUGGCUGUAUUCGUGGCUUCUCCUUUGGGGCCUCAUUCUGAUGGAGCCAGGCAUUGAGGAUGCCAUCUUGGAGAAAGCUUUCCAGGCUCCUCUCUCUCACAAAAAUAUGAUACAUGGUUUGAAUGAAUUGUGACACCUUUUCCAAUAUUUCAAGAUGCCCUCCUUCUCUCAGCCUUCUUUUCUCCAAGCUAAACAUCCGCCGCUCCUCAUAGGGCUUGGCUUCCAAACCUUAGGUCAUUCCGACUGCCCUUCUCUGGUCGUGUUUCAGCUUGUCCAUUUUCUCAGUUGUUUGGCCCAGAACUGGACACAGUCUAAUUCUAAGUGAGGUCUAAGAAAGGUAUGAACCUUGGAAACUAUAACUCCCAGGAGGACGCCAUCACAUGGAGACAUGGAAAUAUAAUUGGGGUGCAAGGACAUUCGUUCCAUAUUGAAAAUGCACCAAGAGAAGAGUAUGGACCUUGGAAAACUUGUGAAGACCUGGGAGUUACACAGCAUGGAGGCAUGGCAUAACAAUACUAAGAAUAGUAAUAAUAAUAAUUGCAUUAAAAAUGGGUCCCUCCUGUAUUUAUUCUCCAAUGCAGAUGCACCCAGAGAAAGGUAUGGACCUUGGGAUACUACAACUCCCAGGAACACAUGGUAUGGAGCUAUGGUAUUUAAAGUGCGGUCCAAGAGAUUCAUUCCAUAGUGUAAAUGCACCCAGAGAAGGGUAUGGACCUUGGGAAACCUCAGGAGAGGCCCUCCUCUUGGUCGCUUCACCGUCACAAGUAUGCUUGGUAGGAACGAGGGAGAGGGCUAUUUCGGUGGUGGCUCCGUGGCUCUGCAACCCACUCCGCAAAGAGAUAUGUUCAGCUCCCUCGUUAACUUUCCCAAGAUACACUUGUUAGGGAAAGUUAAAGUUUAUUAUGCCAUGUCUCCAUGCUGUGCGGUCCUGGGAGUUCUAGAUCUCAGGGCUCCGGUGGGCUGAUAGGAGGAGAUGCAGUCUCUCAAAUAACAUCAAAUCGUUUCAUAACAAUCUGUCAGAAUCUUUGUAUGGAACCUAUAAACAACAACUAUCAUGCUAGAAGGAAGAAUGGGAAAAUAGUGUAAUAGCAAGAAAGAACUGUACAUGGCUGUCUCUUAUCAAAAGGAUUUUUAUCGUAUCAGAAGUGAACAGAGUUGUCAUGUAUUUAAAAACUUGGCAUUAUGCUAAAUGUCCUUUAACCAGAAGCUGGCCAUUUGGAGUGCCUUUGAUGUUGCUCUAUGGUGCAUGUGGCAGGGGUCAGACCGCAUUGAAGUAAGUGCUCUGUGGUUUGCUCUUCUCCACACUCGCAUGUCGUGGACUCCACUUUGUGGCCCCAUUUCUUAAGGUUGGCUCUGCAUCUUGUGGUGCCAGAGCGCAGUCUGUUCAGCGCCUUCCAAGUCACCCAGUCUUAUGUGUGCCCAGGAGGGAGUCUCUCAUCUGGUCUCAGCCAUGGAUUGAGGUUCCGGGUUUUAAGCCUGCCACUUCUGCAUGCUGAGGCAUUCCCGCGAUUAUCUAUGUAGAUCUUAGUAGAAAGCUAUUUCUUGAUUUAAGGUGUUGGUGUGCUGGCUGAUGUCCGAACAGGGGAUGGGCCGGAGAUGUCACUGCCUUGGUCCUUUCAUUGCUGGCUGCUACUUCCCAGCGGAUGUCAGGUGGUGCAAUAAUGGCUAAAGAGUAUAAUUUCUCAAGCGGUGUGCGGUAUAGACAUCCUGAGAUAAUGUGGGAUGUCUCAUUAAGAGCCACAUCCACUGUUUUAAUGUGGUGAUAUGUGGUCCACACUGGGCAUGCAUACUCAGCAGCAGAGUAGCAAAGCAAAAGGGCAGAUGUCUUCACUGUGCCUGGUUGUGAUCCCCAGGGUGUGCCAGUCAGCUUUCGUAUGAUGUUAUUUCUAGCACCCCCUUUUGGCUUGAUAUUCAAGCAGUGCUUCUUGUAGGUCAGAGCAUGAUCCAGGGUAACUUCCAGGUGUGUUGGUGUGCUGCAAUGCCCCAGUAGGAUUCCUUCCCAGGUCAUCCUCAAAGUUUGAGAUGCUUGUCUGCUCUUAAGGUGGAAAUCCAUUUUAGAUGGAUUAGGAAUCAGGUGGUUUCCCUGUAAUAGGCAGUAAGAACACCUAAAGCUUUGGAGAGCUUCCGUUCAACCAUUUCAAAGCUCUACUUGGGCGGUGAUGGCAUGAUGAUCAUCAACAUAGAUGAAACUCUCUUCCCUUCCAGCAGUGGCUGGUCAUUUGUGUAAAUGUUAAACAUUGAUGGAGCAAGCAUGCUCCCCUGAGGCAGGCUGUUCCUCUGUUUGCUCCAUCUGCUUCUUUGAACCUGGAACUCAACAAAAAAGCUCCUGUUUUGUAGCAGAUUUCCUGUGAAGCGGAUGAGGUGGUCAUCCUUUGUGAUAUUUUUCACAGGUGAAGGUGCUGAUCUACAGUGACAUAAGCUGCUGAAAGGUCUAUGAAUACAGCUCCCUUAAUCUGCUGUCUUUCAAGCCCAUCUUCUAUGUAAUCAGUCAGGUUCAACACUUGUGAUGUGAAGCUUUACCUUUCCUGAAGCCAGCUUGCUGUGGCAUCAUACAUGGGUCUAUUUUUCCAUACUUCUAUACAAAAUAAGUCUCUCCAGAACAUUGUAUAGAGAUUGCUCUAUAGCUUUUUCGAUCAUUAUGGGUUUUGCCUGUUUUCAAGAUGGCUAUGGUUUUUGCUUUCCUCCAGAUUUUGGGGAUCUGACAGGAUGCAAUGCAGUUGUUCAUCAUCAGCUUCAGCAGCCAGCACCUUGCUUUUGGGCCAAAGUUCUUAAUGUGUCCCAUCCGUAGAUCGUCCAGGCCAGCUGCUUUGCCUUUUUUACAUUUAUUGAAGACUAUGUCCAAUUCAGUAGAUGUAAAAGGUUCGUGGAGGUUGUUGUUCUCAUUAUCUGGUUGUCUGACUAUUGGUUUCCUUUCUACUUUGGUGGCAAGGUUGGGUUUCCAAUUCUUCAGAAGUUGAUGUGCUAUCUGAUCUGCCUUUAUGUUGCAUGAAUAUUAGUUUGUGAGGGAUCAUUGCUCCACGCCUUCUGACUGCUCCUGCACCAAAAGGAUGGGAAGUCACUGUAAGGGGAUGCAAAGAAGGAGGGAAUGGCAUAGCCAGGUACAAUACCUGUAUAGAUGUUGGGAAAUAUUGCAUUAGUUCAUUUAUAUGUAUGUGGAACAGGCGAAAGAGGGAUGUUCUGUGGAAGUCGGGCAGCGAGUUCUCUCUCCCCCUCAGCUCCCAGUCUUCCUAGUGUGAAGGAGGUUUUCUCGCAGGACGGGGGCCCCAGGCAAGAGCGCUGCAAAGGCAGCCCUUUGGAAGCAUCCCUCCUGGAUCCAGGCUGGACAUGCCUUCUCCCACGGAGACCCCCAGGAGCAGCAGAGGAAGGAGGGGGAGCUUGGGCCAUCCAUCCAGACCCCCAUCUGCCCCAGGUUGGGAGAGGGAGUUACUGUUAUAGUAUUUUCCAUUAUUUUCUCUUCCUCCUCCUUCCUCGAUUCACAGAGUUGGAAGGGACCAUCCAGGGGCCAUCCAGUCAGGCCCCCUUCUGCCAAGCAGGAAGAUGGAAUUACAGUAGAGUCUCACUUAUCCAACACUCGCUUAUCCAACAUUCUGGAUUAUCCAACGUAUUUUUGUAGUCAAUGUUUUCAAUAUAUCGUGAUAUUUUGGUGCUAAAUUCAUAAAUACAGUAAUUACUACAUAGCAUUACUGCAUAUUGAACUACUUUUUCUGCCAAAUUUGUUGUCUAACAUGAUGUUUUGGUGCUUCAUUUGUAAAAUCAUAACCUAAUUUGAUGUUUAAUAGGCUUUUCCUUAAUGCCUCCUUAUUAUCCAACAUUCUGCCGGCCCGUUUAUCCAACAUUCUGCCGGCCCGUUUAUGUUGGAUAAGUGAGACUCUACGGUAGUAUGAUAUUAUUCAUCAUCAUCAUCACCGAGAUGACUGGGAGGGAUCAAAUGGUGUCUUCUUGCUUGGCGGAAGGGAGUUGGACUGGAUCACCUUUAGGAUCCCUCCCAACUCUAUAAUGCUAUAAUAGAAUAUGGGAGUCCUGUGGGUCUCCUUCUCUGGAGGUCUUUAAACAGAAGCUGGAUGGCCAUCUGUAGGGAGGGCUUCUAUUAUGUCUUCUUUCUUGGCAGAAGGGAAAUGGGCUGGAUGGUCCUUGGAGUCUCUUCCAACUAUGUCUAACAAUAAUAAUGAUGAUCAUGAUAAUGGGUGACAAUAAUACAGUGGAAUCUCACUUAUCCAACAUAAAUGUGCUGGCAGAACGUUGGAUAAGCAAAAAUGGUGGAUAAUAAGGAGAGAUUAAGGAAAAGCCUAUUAAAUGUCAAAUUAUGUUAUGAUUUUACAAAUUAAGCAACAAAACAUGUUUUAGAACAAACUGACAGAAAAAGCAGUUUAAUACAUGGUAAAGUUAUGUUGCAAUUACUGUAUUUACAAAUUUUGCACCAAAACAUCGCAAUGUAUUGAAAACACUGACUAAAAAAACUUGGCUACUAACAAAUUGACUAUAAAUAAAGAUAGAAUUGCAUAAAAUGAACUUAUAGUAACAACACUGUAGGAAAUUAAAUCCAUGAAAAGUCCAUCUUUGCUGCCUAGAGAAACAGCUGUGGAUCUGGGCGGGAGGCAGACUGUGUUGGAUAUUCCACAACAUUGGAAAAGCAAAUGUUGGAUAAGUGAGAGACUACUGUAUUAUGGUAAUUCCAUUUUCCUGCUCUGGCAUUUUUAGCUCCAACGUUUUCGCUAAAACAGGGUCGUCGUCCCCCCCCCCCCGUCCCCCUCACACACACACUCCUCUGAUUUUUCAGGAUGGAUGGACUCCCAUUUCCUUUUUAAAUUUUUUUUUACUGAAUACAAGUUAACAAUCUCACAACCUCUGAGGAUGCCUGCCAUAAAUGUGGGCGAAAUGUCAGGAGAGAAUACUUCUGGAACAUGGCCAUACAGCCCGGAAAACAUACAACAAUCCUGUGAUCCCGGCCAUGAAACAAAUUUUGAGUUAUACAUGCAAUAUCUGAUUGGACUUGCUCAAAUAAAUAAUUAUUCCAAUUUUCUAAAUUCCACUUUUUUCAUCUAUGCAUCCCCAGGCUAUUACUGCAUCUCCUGCUAGGAUCAUUACUUUAAAUAGAUCUUGGUUCUUCACAGCAAUAUUCUUAUUCCCCAUGAUUGCCAUUAAAAUAAGUUCCGGCUGGACUCCAUUUCCCAGAAUCCCCCUCAUUGGCCCAGGCAGCAAAGGCCUCCGGGAGUCAAGAGACCAAAGAGUCCAGAAAUGCCUGUGUUCUUUGGCUAUUGGGCCCCUCCCAGAGUACUCAUCUCCAUGGCAACCAGUAAACUAACAACAACAAAGGAAACCAUUGUGUUGUCGAAGGCUUUCAUGGCCGGGAUCACAGGGUUGUUGUAUGUCUUUUGGGCUGUGUGGCCAUGUUCCAGAAGUAUUCUCUCCCAACGUUUCGCCCACAUCUAUGGCAGGCAUCCUCAGAGGUUGUCACAGCCUCAGGGCCCUUCCUUUUCCCACUCAGCCGCUUAAGCGGUUGUGAGGUACCUCUGAGGAUGCCUGCCAUAGAUGUGGGCGAAACGUCAGGAGAGAAUACAUCUGGAACAUGGCCACACAGCCCGAAAGACAUACAACAACCCAAAGGAAACCAUGUUCCUAUUUUGUAUACAGUGUUUCCUCACUUAUUGCAGGGAUUAUAUUCCAGGACCACCCGCAAUAAGUGAAAAUCCACGAAGUAGGGACACUAUAUUUAUCCUAUGUGUGGAGGAGAGUAAACCACAGACCACUUACUACAAUGUAGUCUGUAUUUUAGCAGUUACAAUACAUAGUACACCGGCAGAGAAGAAGGAUGGAAGCUAAAUAACCCUUUUUUAUUUCCAACCCUUCCCUAUGUUCAUUUUCUGGACCCAAUUCAAAGUGCAGGUGAUUACCUACAAUGUUGUAUGUUGGUUUUAUAUCUGUAAGCCACCCCAAGUCCCUCUGGGGAGAUGGUGGCAGGGUACAAAAAUAAAAUUAUUAUUAUUAUUAAAGCCCUGAACGGUUUGGGACCCUCCUACCUUUGUGAUCGUCUCUCCCCCUCGACCUUUGUGUAUUGGUCGCACUUCUGGUUACUUGACAUUAGCUCAGGGCUCUUCUCAUCCCAAAGUGACCUCAAACGAAUAUGUGGCACUUUAUCUAUGCUUCUGAGUUCGCUACUUAUAAUGUGCACUUUGUUAAUUUGCCAUGACAACCUCACUAUUUUUAAUUCCAUGUUUUUAGUAAGUGUGUUGAACCAUUUUUUUUGGGUUAAUGUUUAAAUAUUAUAAUUGGUGUAUGUUAUUGUUUAUUGAUGUACUGUACCUUUGUUUCGUAUUUGAUAUUUCUGUGAGCCGCCCCGAGUCCCCUCUGGGGAGAUGGUGGCGGGAUAUAAAUAAACUUAUUAUUAUUAUUAUUAUUAUUAUUAUUAUUAUUAUUAUUGUUAUUAUUACCCUCUCCCUUUAUUUCUCCCUCCCUUGAAAACCCUUUGCACACCCCCAAAUUUUGUGAAACAGCGAAAAGUGAACUGCGAAUUACAGUAGAGUCUCGCUUAUCCAAGCCUCUGGAUAAUCCAAGCCAUUUUUGUAGUCAAUGUUUUCAAUAUAUCAUGAUAUUUUGGUGCUAAAUUCAUAAAUACAGUAAUUACAACAUAACAUUACUGCGUAUUGAACUACUUUUUCUGUCAAAUUUGUUGUAUAACAUGAUGUUUUGGUGCUUAAUUUGUAAAAUCAUAACCUAAUUUGAUGUUUAAUAGGCUUCUCCUUAAUCCCUCCUUAUUAUCCAAGAUAUUCGCUUAUCCAAGCUUCUGCCGGCCCGUUUACGUUGGAUAAGUGAGACUCUACUGUACUUGUACCUUUGUUUUGUAUUUGAUAUUCCUGUGAGCCGCCCCGAGUCCCUUCCGGGGGAGAUGGUGGCGGGAUAUAAAUAAACUUAUUAUUAUUAUUA